Messenger RNA from Patiria miniata (bat star), 1353 nucleotides. RefSeq names its product tripartite motif-containing protein 45-like. Gene Ontology annotation, cellular component: nucleoplasm; chromatin. NCBI's taxonomy places the organism in Eukaryota, Metazoa, Echinodermata, Asteroidea, Valvatida, Asterinidae. The record is from RefSeq and is a predicted model, not a curated record. The coding region runs from base 22 to 1164 and encodes 380 amino acids. The transcript has a single exon. Gene Ontology annotation, molecular function: zinc ion binding; ubiquitin-protein transferase activity. Gene Ontology annotation, biological process: positive regulation of DNA-templated transcription.
CUUUGAAUCUGUAGGAUCAAGAUGGCGACUGGUGGUAUAACUGCAGAGUCAGGUUUGGGUUCAAUCCUCCAGGGUCAUCUGGAAUGCUGCAUCUGCCACAACCGUUACCACGAACCCAAGAUGCUGGAGUGCUCACACAGUUUCUGUCUGACAUGCCUCCAAGAACUCCAAAAAAGCCAAAAAAGAACAGACGACAAGAUAAGAUGUCCACUGUGUCAGAGUGAAACCAUCUUACCUGCAGGUAAAGUGGCAAAGUUGACCACCAACUACGGUCUCAUUUGCCUGGUGGAAGAAGUCACCCAACAUGAGCACCUAAAAGGCCAAAUGCCAAAGGUCAUAUGUCAAACAUGUGAUGAGAAGAAUGAAGCUGUUUCUCGGUGCAUGGAUUGUGAGUGUUUUCUUUGUCAGCAGUGCCAAACAGCACAUCAGCGUUUCGCUGCUUUUAAGACCCACAACAUUGUACCUGUUGAUGAGAUCGAAGGAGAAUCUGCCCCUAAGAAAGAUGUCUCCCAGUGUAAAAUCCAUCCAACUAAGGAACUUUGCUUCUACUGCAAUACUUGCGAGAUGCUGAUUUGCAGACAGUGUGCAGCAUCAAGUCACAAGGAACCCAUCCACAUGUACGUUGACUUGAACACAGCCAUUGACACAUGCCUGAUAGAAGCUAAUGAAAGAAUCUCACAAGCGCUGAGCGUUAAGGCCUAUAACAAAAUCUCCGGGAGUUGGCAAUCAUUGCGGAAAACACUGGGCGUAAUGUUUGGGGAAACAAACUCUCUCAUUUCUAAAACAGCUGAACAGAAAAUCAAGGAAAUCAAACACAAAGAGAAGCAACUCAAACAUAAGGCCCAAGUUGCGUACAGAAAGAAAUACAAGAGACUUGCCGAAAUGGAGGUCGCAGAGCACACAGUACAGAUGGCUGACGUUCACAAAGAGAUGACUGAUGCAAAUUGUCGUGAAAUCUUGAAGUUCAGGCAAGACCUCCUCCAUGACUUGAAAGAUGUAAAUGGGGGUGAAACGGAAGAUUUAAGUCGAGAUCUCUCGUUCAUUAGUUUCAAAGAGAACAAGGAACAGGUUAAACUCGGCUCCAUUCGGCAAAAAAGAAAAGUGGGCAUUGCUAAGCAAAUCAGAAAUCACAGGGGACUUCAUUACAGACUUCUCCACAAGUGACAUGGUGAUUGCAAAAACAACCGACAACAAAUUAAUCAGAAUCAGUCCUUACUGUGAGAUUCUUAGUAAUGCCUGCUUAAAAUCAGAUUAUCAUCAAUAUUGCAGUCAACAAGGAUGAUGAGCUCACUGUCCUGUGUAAUGACAAAAGUGAUUUUAAUUUUAUGAUCCUGAACAAGGAGUACAUACAUG